Molecule: messenger RNA, 2212 nt
Organism: Dunckerocampus dactyliophorus (ringed pipefish)
Lineage: Eukaryota; Metazoa; Chordata; Actinopteri; Syngnathiformes; Syngnathidae
Gene: nup50
Product: nucleoporin 50
Exons: 8
Coding region: 413-1858 (481 amino acids)
Biological process (GO): protein import into nucleus
Cellular component (GO): nuclear pore
Source: RefSeq, a predicted model, not a curated record
UUUGAAAGAAGUCACCUGAUUUUGGGUAACAGGAUGGAAAUUAUGUCAUUAAUAUGGAGUGAAAAGUUAAGUUUCCUCACAGGGUUCUCAACAAUCAGACUGGUGUCGCCACCUGCUGGAUAUUUUCAUGAAGGUUCUGAGCAGGUGGGCUUAUUUGACCCAAACAGCGAUUUAAUGGAGAAUGAAUUCAUCAACAUUGCACACCUCGUAUCACGGCAAUCUAAUACUGUAAACAUUAACAACGAGGAGCUCAGUUACAAAGCACGGAUGAUGUCAUAAAACUACAACUCCCAGCAGGCCACUGCUCUGACGCAUGCGCAGAAAAGCGCCCGGGCAAACUCAUGCGGAUGUGUUGCUCCGUGAAAUGGCGGCGUGAGAGAGGCUCCUUUAAAUCACCGGAGAGCCGCCGUUGAUGUUUGUUCUGUGCGAAAGCUCCCCAGCAGCGUUCUUCCAUUCAGAGACACAAACGCCGUUGGCUUUCUGCUUCCACAUAAAGCAGCCUCGGUUCUCUUGGUUCCGUGAGCUGCAGCUCGGAUCCAAAGGUGACCAGGGAGCAGGUGGGAUGGCCAAGCGGAUCGCUGACAAGGAGCUGACAGACAGGAACUGGGAUCAGGAGGAGGAAGGCGAGGAGGCCGGAACCUUCUCUCUGGCCAGCGAGGAUGUGCUGAAGAACCGUGCCAUCAAAAAGGCCAAGCGGCGAAACAUUGGUGCUGAGGGUGACGGGGUCGGAGCCUUCAAAGGCUUUAAAGGGUUCUCGAUGAGUGGCGGCGCCACGCCACACCCAUUUUCUGCUUUUGGCAACUGCAGCGGAUUUAAGGGCCUCGGGGGUCUGACCAACGGAAAUAGCAUCACGCCAUCUUUUGGCGGUUCAUCAUUAUCACCACCUGCUGUGACCACGCCCUCCAUGACGGCUGGGCUUGCAUUCAAUGGCUCCGUCUCUGCCUCGCCCUCCUCUGAUGUCACAGGAAAGUCAUCAAAUGGCCCCGCCUCCAGCAGCAGCAGCAGCAGCAGCAGCAAGGAGUACAGCCGGCAGCUGACGGCACUCAACUGCUCCGUGCGCGACUGGAUCACUAAGCACGUGAACGACAACCCUCUGUGCGACCUCAACCCCAUUUUCCGCGAUUACGAGCGCCACCUGGCCAGCAUCGAGCAGCAGUACGGCACCGCCGCCUCGGAAGAGAAGAAAGAUGGCGGGAUGCCGCUGACUGGUGUCGCCUCUUCCUCAGCCAGCGGCAGCUUGACCGUCUUUCCUUUCUGCAAGGACAAGACGGAAGAUAAAGGCGCUCCGGUUCCGCCUGGCGUCACAUUUAACUUUGGUCAGAAGGUGGAUGGCUCGGUUCUGAGCUCCUUAGGGUCCAAAACCACGCCCCCCAACUUCUCCUUCUCUGGACAGAGCUCCUUGUUUGGAAGCGCAUCCUUCAGUGGGACCAAGAGUGAGGAUGCCAAGCCAGCAGACGACAACACAGGCGACGAGUCCUAUGAGCCGCCCAAACCCGAAGUCAGGGAGGUCAAAGAGGACAAUGCCUUCUACUCCAAGAAGUGUAAAGUGUUUUACAAGAAGGAGGCGGAGUUUAAGGAGAAGGGUGUGGGCACGCUGCACCUCAAACACACGACGGAGGGAAAAACUCAGAUGAUUGUUCGAGCUGACACUAACCUUGGAAACAUCCUACUCAACAUCUUGCUGCACACCACCAUGCCGUGCUCGCGGGUGGGCAAGAACAACGUGAUGGUGGUGUGCGUGCCCAACCCUCCCGUCGAUGACGACGACCCCGGCAGCCCGGUGCCGCUCCUCAUCCGCGUCAAGACUGCAGAGGACGCUGACGAGCUCCACAAGACCCUCGAGGAGCAGAAGGGCUGAAGCAGAGCGCGGCCUGUCGCCAUCCACCUGAUCGCUACACACACACACAGAGAGAGAGGGUUCUAGAAGGUGGUUUUACUGUGAAGCGCUGGGCGACAUUCCCUCGGUUUUUCUCCAUGCAGCGUUUUCACGUUUACUUUUUUGUAAUUUUGGCGUUAGGAACCAUUUGUUGUGCAAAUGUUUCCCGUGCCAGGAGGGACAUUUUUACCCCGUCGUGGAACUUUGUUUUGGAAGUGUCCUUGCACCACUCCCGCAUCCCAUGGAAUAAAAUGAAACCAGAAGUUUUCUGCUCUUGGACUUUACUUUCAGUGUUUGUGGGUAAGAAGAAUAAAUUGUGAUGCUCGUGUAGCAAAA